Messenger RNA from Quercus lobata, 1368 nucleotides. RefSeq names its product glutamate receptor 2.2-like. Lineage: Eukaryota; Viridiplantae; Streptophyta; Magnoliopsida; Fagales; Fagaceae. The coding region runs from base 1 to 1368 and encodes 455 amino acids. The record is from RefSeq and is a predicted model, not a curated record. The transcript is spliced from 4 exons.
AUGGGAGAAAUGGAAGAGAGCUACAUAUUGAUGGCGGUCUCUGAUUUCUAUGCUGUGAAUGCUAAUUAUCGAACUAGACUCAAUCUAUUUACCAGGGAUUCUAAGGAUGAUGUUGCUUGGUGCGCUCUAGAUCUAAUGAACAACGAAAAAGUGCAUGCCAUCAUAGGACCUCAAAGUUCAGCACAAGCUAAGUUUGUCGCAAAUCUUGGUGAAAAGGCCCAUGUUCCAAUACUUUCUUUCUCAGCCACAAGUCCCCUUCUUACCACAAACCAUAACCCAUUUUUCAUUCAAACAACCCAAGAUAAUUCAGCUCAAGUAAAAGCCAUAGCUGCCUUAAUUCAAGCUUAUGGUUGGCGAGAAGUCAUUUCUAUUUAUGAAGACACAGAUUAUGGCAUUGACUUAAUUCUAUAUUUGAUAGAUGCUUUCCAAGAGGUUGAUGUCCGAUUUCCUUACAGAAGUGUCAUUUCUCUGUCAUUAAAAGAUAGUGAUAUUUUAGAGGAGCUUAAAAAAUUAAAGGCAAUGCAAACAAGAAUAUUCCUUGUACACAUGACUGCUUCUCUUGGGUCAAAGCUUUUUCUACAUGUAAAGAAUUCAGGAAUGAUGAGCGAAGGGUAUGCAUGGAUAACAACACAAGGGCUAUCAAAUUGGUCAGUUACUAUUGAUUCAAAGAUCAUGGACUCAAUGCAAGGAGCAUAUGAUACAAUUUGGGCAUUGGCUAUGGCAGUGGAGAAGGCUAAUAUAGAGCAUUCUAGCUUUUGGAAGCAAAAUUCUGGUGAAACUAAAGUAGACCAUGCAGCCAUAGGAGUUUCUGAAAUUGGUCCAAGGCUUCUCAACAAAAUUGCAAGCACUAGAUUUCAAGGCCUUAGUGGGUACUUUGAUUUGAUUAAGGGCUAUGAAGUACGGGUGUGUCUCCGGAUCCAAGUGUGGGUGCGGAUGCGGGACUCGGCAAUUUUUGAAAAAGUAGGGUGCAAGUGCGGACAAACGAAGAGGAUUAUUGGAUAUUGGAACCCCAAGAAAGGACUUUCAAAAGAAAUUGAUGACAUUUGUGAAAUAGCAUACUCAAUAUCAAAGAACAAACUUAAGGCACCAAUCUGGCCUGGAGACCCAAUAAACCAACCAAAAAAGUUGACGAUUGGAGUUCAAGUAAGAGAUGCUUUUAAUGAGUUUAUAAAGGUUGAAUGGUGUCCUCGUAGUGAUAAAGAUAAACCAAAAAUAUCCGGGUUUUCAAUUGAUGUGUUCCUUGCUAUGUUGGAUAUAAUACCCUUUCCCCUUCCACAUGAGUUUGUGCUAUAUGUGAAUGAAAGUAGGCAGAGUGCAGGAACUUAUGAUGAACUUAUUUUACAAAUCAAACUUAAGGUGAUUUUUUAG